Molecule: messenger RNA, 744 nt
Organism: Seminavis robusta
Lineage: Eukaryota; Bacillariophyta; Bacillariophyceae; Naviculales; Naviculaceae
Source: the annotation of a GenBank genome assembly
AUGUAUUCCGUCGACUAUGUGAAUGAACCCGAACGAAGGGACAACAAGGAGAUUGAGUUGGAGUUCCUCGGUAAGGACUCAAUGCUCUUCAAGCAAACCAUUGAUUUUGGUUCCCAGCUUUACAACGAGAACUCCGGCAUGGGGAGUCAAGUCUACGAGAACCUCAAGAAGUUCUGCAAGGGAAAGAAGAAGACUGAGGAGAUUUUUGAUUCAAUCAAUCCCACGAUGCUGAACAACCACCUGAAGCAAUUCAUGGACGGUUUGAGUGCGAAGGUGUUCCGUACUUACAAUGCAUCCAAGACUCUCCAGGAAGAGUUGCGCAAGAAGGAAAAACUGGCAGGCUGGUGCAGGCUUAGCCCGGCUGAGAAAGUGAUCGAGUACAACAAUGUCAAUCGUGAAGUCGCCAUCCUCUGUAAUCACCAACGUUCUGUCAGUAAAGCACAAGAAACCCAAUUGGAGAAUAUAUCGAAUAAGAUAGACACGUUGAAGAAGCAGAAAAAGAUGCUAAAAGGAAUCCUCAAGUUCUUGAACUCAGGGAAGGACAACAAGAAAAUCCCUCUCAAAAAGUCGCAGGCUUCCAUGAAGGAGGACGUCGAUGGGGCAUUGGCAAAGGCCAAGAAGAUGAAGGACAAGGCUUCGACCAACGAAGAGAAGAUCGCGGCCACGCAGGCAGACGAUAAAGCCAAGGAAAUGUGCCGCGAGCUAGCGGACUUCAAGUUCACUCAGGCGCACUUGUGGGAGUGA